Messenger RNA from Crotalus tigris (Tiger rattlesnake), 1435 nucleotides. It is a transcript of the gene CUNH6orf163, whose product is annotated as chromosome unknown C6orf163 homolog. The coding region runs from base 461 to 1435 and encodes 324 amino acids. The record is from RefSeq and is a predicted model, not a curated record. NCBI's taxonomy places the organism in Eukaryota, Metazoa, Chordata, Lepidosauria, Squamata, Viperidae. The transcript has 5 exons.
AUAUUUGGAUAGUAAAUAUGGUAAUAAUUCACGUACAUUGUUUUAGAAAAGCAAAUGAGACUUUUAUCAAUUAUAAAAAUAUUCCAAGAUGCUAAGUAAUAUUAAUUGAUGUCUCAAAUGCUUUUAUGAGCAAAACUUACUUUGCCUAGCAACAGUUACUAGGUGGGAUUUAACUCAUAACCUCAGACACAGUCAUGACAACAUAAGUAGUUUCUUAAUGAGCUCCUGAAGAAGCAGGUGGAUACAUAUCUUGCCAUAUAAUGGUGGUCCUUUUCUCUUUCUUCCACUGACCAUCUUGCCAUACAAUGCUGAAGCCACCUUAUUUAUUCCACUGACAUGCACAAACUCAAAGGAACACCAAAUAUAAUUCAGCUUUGAAUGGAAGAAAUUAAGUUUUUGUAUCUGCAUCUGAAUAAGUUACUUCAUUCUCUUCAAAGGAGGGAAAAGAUCUCAUGCAAUCAUGAUUAGAAAUCCAGAUUUUGAUACAUUUGUUUGCUGUGCUGUUUGUUCAAAACUAAUUCCACCGCCUCCUACACCAGAGACCUUUGACCGGAUUAGGGAAUAUAAACCUUAUAAAACUCGGUAUUAUACACACAAAGAUAUAUUGGAGAUCGGAGCAGACCUUAAGCAAGAAGAUAUAGACCAAAGAGAACAGGAAAUACAAAAACGAAUAGAAAAAGUGCAAACUAAACUCUUGCUUCAGGCUGAGGUAGCAAAAGAAGAUGCAGUAGAAGAUGCUCUUAAUCACGCUGAAGCACUACACAAGAAAGAUAUUAAAGAACUUAAAAAGAAACAUGAACAAACAUUAGAAAAUACGGUGAAGAAAACAAGGACCGAAAUGCUGCAGCACCUGGAACUGGAGCUGAAGAGAGAAUCAGAAGCUGCUGAGCAGAGGAACACUCACAAACUGCAGCGGAUGAUGCUACAGCUGGCUAUGGAAAAAAUGGCAGCUGUAGCUGACGGGAGGCAGGAUGAGAGACACAAGGCAGCUGUACUUCUCGCCAAACAGGAAAAAAAAUUUUUGGAGCAAAUCCACCAAGCUGGGGUAAUCGCUAAUGAAAUUUAUCAGAAGAACCUGCAACGGUUAGCCUGGGAGAAAAAACAUGAAUUGGAAACUGCCUUUAAGGUCUCUCAAAAGGAAUUUGAGGAAGAGACUAGGAAACUGCUUGAAACUGCUGAUAAUAUUCGCGAGGCUCAGCUUGAAGAAGUGAACGUUGAAGUGAACAGGAAAGAAAGUGAAAUCCUGUCUCUGAACCAGCAACUGGAAUAUAUGACAGCCUGGAAAAACAGCCUGGAAGCUGAAAUAUUAGAAACCAGGGAAGCUUUUCAGAAAUACAUUAACGUCACAUUUCCCCAGCUUGCCCCGGGGCAAGCAGAUUUCAUCUUACCGUUCCGAAAAAUAUCUGCAUUCACAGACUCUGGGGUAGAACAGUAA